Corythoichthys intestinalis (scribbled pipefish) is the source of this 1641-nucleotide messenger RNA. RefSeq names its product calmodulin 2a (phosphorylase kinase, delta) (gene calm2a). Lineage: Eukaryota; Metazoa; Chordata; Actinopteri; Syngnathiformes; Syngnathidae. Gene Ontology annotation, molecular function: calcium ion binding; enzyme regulator activity. The transcript has 6 exons. Bases 136 to 585 code for a protein of 149 amino acids. The record is from RefSeq and is a predicted model, not a curated record.
AACGGUUAAAGGCGAACCCAGUUGCAGUCGGCGGCGGUGUGUCCAUCAUUCAGGCUGGCAGUGUGGCGAGUUUACGUGCUAGCAUAGGCGUGCAAAGGAUUUUGGCCGCGAACAAGAAGCUCUAUCUACAUCGAAAUGGCUGAUCAGCUUACAGAAGAGCAGAUUGCUGAGUUCAAGGAGGCGUUUUCACUUUUUGACAAGGAUGGAGAUGGCACAAUUACCACCAAAGAGUUGGGCACAGUCAUGCGCUCUCUUGGGCAGAACCCCACUGAGGCAGAGUUGCAGGACAUGAUCAAUGAAGUUGAUGCAGAUGGAAAUGGCACGAUAGAUUUCCCUGAAUUCUUGACCAUGAUGGCCAGAAAAAUGAAGGAUACAGACAGUGAAGAGGAGAUCAGAGAAGCGUUCCGUGUCUUUGAUAAGGAUGGUAACGGCUACAUCAGUGCUGCUGAGCUCCGUCACGUGAUGACAAACCUCGGGGAGAAGUUAACUGACGAAGAAGUGGACGAGAUGAUUAGAGAAGCGGACAUCGAUGGAGACGGACAGGUCAACUAUGAAGAGUUCGUACAAAUGAUGACGGCAAAGUGAAGGCCUUGUACAGAUUUCGUAUAUAAAUAAUUUGCCUUUUUUUCUUUGUGUAAUUUAUCUGUAAAAUCUUAUUAACCCCCAGCUUCCCCCCCUUUGCCCCUACUGCUGUCCAAAGGAACUGCAUGUAAACUGCAUAGGCUCUUGUCCCCAUGUCCCUUUCUUUUGCUGUCAUGGUGUUUGAGUGACAAACGGUCAUCUAACCAGAUGCCUGCGAGGCCCUUGGGAGCCGGAGGACCGACUCCUCUGUAUUGUGCUCGGGGCCUUUUUGGGCAAGGCGACAUUGGAAACCUGUCAGCUGGUUGUCACUUGGCAACACUGUUGGCAUGGAAACAAUGUAGAGGAGUUGAAACUCUGCAUGGACUAUGGACAAAGUAUAUAUGGGAAAUCUCUCAGCAUUGCACUACUGCAAAAAAAAUGACACGGGUGUAUCUCCUACGUACUCGUACAAACUUUUUGUAUCUGCUGUUCUAUAUACCAGACGAUUACUAAUCUUACCAUGCUUUUUAAAUGUUUUACUCACUCAUUUUCUUUUUUUCUUUUUUAAAAUGGCUUCUGGCCAUGCCUCAAAUAAUCCAUUCCAAGUUGUAUAUUUUUUGUUUUCCAAUAAAAUUUACAAUCUACCCAGAUUUGAAAAUUGGUCUUAUUUUCCUCAAUUUUGAUUUGAGGUAAUUAUUUUUUUGUAUUGAGCUGCAUGCCUUUGUUAAAUGGAGAAAUCCCCCUUCACUUAACUGUAAUUAUGAGCACUAUUUACAACUGUCAUGUACCAAAAGCACUGGGGAAUUCUACCCAGUGCCUCUUGUUAAAAAGUGAGGGGAAAUCUUCCUGUUUUAAAAAAGCAGGAUUAAAGGCUUUUACUCUGGAAGUGUGCACAACAGUACUUAACAUUUAAAUUGGGCAUGAGCUGUCACUGACCACAGGCUGUGUUGUCUGCUCAUGUUGGCAGAGCAUGUCAAAGCUAAAGGCCACAUGUCUUACUUAGCUCAGUCUCAAGGUGCUGGGGAUGGAGCAUAGAUCAGAAGCUAAUAAAGGUGUACUUUUUUUUUUUUUUUUUUUUUU